AGCUUUUCUCUGUGACGUGUCGUGGAGUCGCCGGUAGGGUUCGGUGUGGCGAGGGGGACCUGCUUCUCUCUUUGUGAGAACCAGGGAGUGAGGGAGGAAGGAGGCCAAGGAAGAGGCCAGGACUGAGCAAGGACUAAAGUAAGACUGAAAGGGGAGGUGAGGGGCGGACUGGUUGUCGGCAGCAGCCGGUACCGGAAGUGGCGGCAGCAGCCGAGGCGACGCACCGUGAGGCAGCUGCUUGACUAGGCCGCAGCCGCCAUGGCGAUGAAUUUUGGGGACCAUGCCAGCGGCUUCCGCCACAAUGAUGUGAUCAGGUUCAUCAACAAUGAAGUCCUCACGGACGGCAGCGGCCUAGCCUUUUACGUGGCCUUCCGCUCGCGGCCGUGGAACGAGGUAGAGGACAGGCUUCAGGCCAUUGUGGCCGACUCGCAGGUGCCGCGCGCCAUCAAGAGGGCCUGUACCUGGAGCGCUUUGGCUUUGAGCGUGCGAGUGGCCACGAGGCAGCGGGAGGAGCUGCUGCACCACGUUCAGUGGCUGCAAAGGCAUGCGGAGGAGCACCAGGCGACCUCCUGGGCGCUAACGUCCCAGCUGCAGCAGCUGCGCCUGGAGCAUGAGGUGGCGGCAACACAGCUGCACCUCGCGCAGGCUGCCCUGCAGCAGGCGCUGAAUGAGCGUGAUGGGCUGUACGGGAGGCUGCUCCAGAUCGAGAGGUUUCCCCAGGCCGCUCCACUGGCCCAUGAAAUAAUGUCUGGGCCGCAAGCAGAGCAGAAUGGGGCUGCGGCAUGUCCCCUGGCUACAGAGCAGCAGAGUGAUAUGGUGGCCAUGGGGACACAUGCUAAUGCCCAGAUGCCAACCCCGACAGAUGUUCUUUAUGUGCCAGGACCUCUGAGUCCCUGGGCCCAGGGCAUGCAACCCCCUCUGCUAGUGCCACAUCCAUUCCCACACCCACCACCAUUCCCAAUGAAAUUCCCAUCCUUGCCACCUCUACCACCUGCUGUAGUAAUGGGGGCAGAAGCAGCAGCAGUCCCACUUCAGGUGCCUCCUACUGAGAUCCACCCACCUUGCCCGUGGCCUGCAGUGGGCUUCCAGGAGGAGAUGGCCCCUCUGUGGUACCAGAGAAGCUACAUCCAGGAGGAAGGUUCCAAAAUCCUUCAGGGGUCAUUCCCCUUAGGAGACAGCAGAAGCCACAGCCAGGGAGAAGGUUCAGAGAGGUCCCAAAGAAUGCCCCUCCCCGGGGACAGUGGGUGCCACAACCCGCUGUCAGAGAGUCCCCAGGGGACAGCCCCACUGGGGAGCAGCGGAUGCCACUCCCAGGAAGAAGGUACAGAAGGACCCCAGGGGAUGGAUCCCCUGGGGAACAGAGAGAGACAAAAUCAGAAAGAAGGUCCAAAGAGGGCCCGGAGGAUGCACACCCUGGUGUUUCGCAGGAGCCACAAAUCAGAAGGUCCAGAGGGGCCCCAGGGGACUGUCCCCCAGGGAGACAGCAGAAGCUACAGCCAGGAAGGAUGUUCAGAUAGGGCCCAGGAGAUGGCCACCCUGGUGUUUAGCAGGAGCUGCAAACCAGAAGAAGGUCCAGAGAGGCCCCAGGACACUCCCCUGGGGGACAGCAGAAGUCAUAUCAAGGAAGAAGGCCCAGAGGGGCCCCAGAGGAUUGUCCUCCAGGGAGACAACAGGAGCUAUAGCCAGGAAGGAAGCCCAGAGAGGGCCCAGGGGAUGGCCACCCUGGUGUUUAGCAGGAGCUGCAAACCAGAAGAAGGUCCAGAGAGGCCCCAGGACACUCCCCUGGGGGACAGCAGAAGUCAUAUCAAGGAAGAAGGCCCAGAGGGGCCCCAGAGGAUUGUCCUCCAGGGAGACAACAGGAGCUAUAGCCAGGAAGGAAGCCCAGAGAGGGCCCAGGGGAUGGCCACCCUGGUGUUUAGCAGGAGCUGCAAACCAGAAGAAGGUCCAGAGAGGCCCCAGGACACUCCCCUGGGGGACAGCAGAAGUCAUAUCAAGGAAGAAGGCCCAGAGGGGCCCCAGAGGAUUGUCCUCCAGGGAGACAACAGGAGCUAUAGCCAGGAAGGAAGCCCAGAGAGGGCCCAGGGGAUGGCCACCCUGGUGUUUAGCAGGAGCUGCAAACCAGAAGAAGGUCCAGAGAGGCCCCAGGACACUCCCCUGGGGGACAGCAGAAGUCAUAUCAAGGAAGAAGGCCCAGAGGGGCCCCAGAGGAUUGUCCUCCAGGGAGACAACAGGAGCUAUAGCCAGGAAGGAAGCCCAGAGAGGGCCCAGGGGAUGGCCACCCUGGUGUUUAGCAGGAGCUGCAAACCAGAAGAAGGUCCAGAGAGGCCCCAGGACACUCCCCUGGGGGACAGCAGGAGCCAUGGUGUCAGAGAAAGCCCAAAGAAAUGGCAACCUCAGAGGCAGAAGGCCAAGAAACCAAAAGUGAAUAAAGUCUCGGGAUCCCAGCAACAGGAGAAGCCUGCCUCAUUUCCAGUUCCAAUGAAUUGGAAAUGCCCAUGGUGUAAAGCCAUUAAUUUUUCAUGGCGUACGGCCUGCUAUAAAUGCAAGAAAGCCUGUGUGCCAUUUGAGAGUGGAGGACAAACUCAGUGAUUUCAGGAAGGUGGUGGAUUCUGGAUGGCCGAUGCUGAUUGGUUAAUACCCUGGAGAAGCUGAAGUCAUGAAGCCUUUUCUUUUCCUUUUUGUUUCCCUCCUUUUCCUGAAAAAGCCAUGUAUGUGGCUGGGAGCAGUUGUGUGAUUUUAGAGUUAGAAGGCAUGUUGAAUUUUAGGAACAGUACUUUUCCUUGAAAAUGCUGUUAUUCCUUUGGAAACAAAUUUUAGAAUCACCACACUUCCUUGAAAAUGCUAUUAUUCCUUUUGAAACUACUGCAAUCUUCAUGUUUUCUUCAUUUUGCUUUGUUGGUUUUAUAGGUGAGGUUCUGUUUUUGUAUCUCAGCCCCACCAAACUUGCUUGUUGCUGAAGAAGCUGAACCUGUUCCAUUAGAAGAUCUUCCAAAGCCAAAAGAAAGUGAGACUGACUGCAGACUUACUGGCUGCAGCAGAGAGGAGUAAGAGGAAGUCAGAGAAGAAGAGAUGAUUUGACAUUCAUUGGGGGAAAAGGAAGAGCAGAAUUGUUUUGUUAGAAUUGAAUUUUUCCAUUGGGACAAGGAAUUAACUUGGAAGAGUUUGGGGGGUUGUGUUCAAUUCUGUAGAUGGUAGCAACUUUGAUGAAUUUCGUUUAGUUUGUUAAAUAGUUAUUGUCUAAUAUGUGUUAGGAGCUAGACUUAUAGGUUAUUAUUUGGUGCACACAUCAUAAUCCUUGUUGCUGAGUUGGUUAGAAGAUAGGAGAGAGCACAAUUUGGGAUACAAAUUAGAUCAGGGGUAUCUUCUUUGCCUUGCAUGUAGUGUUGCCUUAGGUAAAACCAAUUUAAAUAACAUCUAGAUCCAUUUUUGCAGUUUUGUGGGCAAUGUGAAAGAGACUUGCAUGAAAGGUCUUGAGUAACCAAACUGCUAGUCUCAUUGGUUUGCAGGUGAGACAAAUAAGCAGUGGCAAAGUUCAGGAAAGUGGUCUUACAGAAGUGCAGGCAGGGCUUUUCUGAUUGUCUGCUGAUUUCCUCCUUUGAGAGGGACAGAUAUUUUCCUGGCUGCCAGUAAGCCUGCAUGAGAGACCACUGGGGUGUCUUGAAGAAAGACAGUGCUCUGAGGAGUAUUCACUACACACUCCAGCCCUCAGCCUCGGGCUGCCCCAAUUCCAAGUCCCUUUCUAGUCAAUAGGUGGAUGAAGAACAAAAUGGAUUUCAAGGACAGACAGACAGACAUAAGGGCUGUGGGCUAUGGAUGGUGUUUCUCUUGAGAGGACUAAUUGGGUUAAAAAUAAAACUGGACAGGGGCGAGCACUCUUGGGAAUGCCCCUGGACCCUUCCUCUUUGGCGUGUUCUCUGCAGGCUCCCCCAAGGCAGCUGCUGCAAGGCAAGGAGGGAUCCAGGGUAGAGCUCAGGGGUGGUGGGUUAGAUCUGCCUCCAGUCCAAGCUAAAGAUGUCUUCAAGUUUCCCUGUAAGAUCCCGCCCAGCUCACCAAAAUCAACCUUUGUCAGGGGUUUUCUGAUCCUAACUAGUAAUAAAGAGUGUGCACUGGA
Molecule: messenger RNA, 4111 nt
Organism: Pan troglodytes (chimpanzee)
Lineage: Eukaryota; Metazoa; Chordata; Mammalia; Primates; Hominidae
Gene: TEX13D
Product: TEX13 family member D
Exons: 2
Coding region: 259-2589 (776 amino acids)
Molecular function (GO): mRNA binding
Source: RefSeq, a predicted model, not a curated record